GGAGAAGGCAUUUGGAAUAACCCACAAGCGGCAAGAACAGAUCGGAGACCGUUUUACUUUCCUGACACCCAAGGCUAACCACAGGUAUGAAGACACCUCUGAGUCCAUCCCAGUUCAUAGAGCAUGGCCGGAUGGCCUUCCCCUUCGAAGGCUGUCUGGAGCUGAAUCAGCUGAUGGGGAUGGAGCCUACCACAAACAGCCAAGCCCAGAUAAACAUGGACCUACAGCAACAGCAGCAGGAGAAGAAGAAGCUGUUUUACUCAAUGUGUGAGGUGUGUAACAUCCAGCUGAACUCCCAAGCUCAGGCCCUGGUGCACUACAACGGGAGGUCCCACCUGAAGAGGAUCAAACAGAUGAACAAUGGGGAGGUUCCUCCGGCUCCAGUACCAGCUACUGGGUCUCUACCCACCACUACACUGACCCUCAGUACCAGCACCACCAGCAGUAGUACAGGAAGUUCAUGCCAUAGCAACACACUGCCUGCGCUGGUGCGGACUCCGUCUCUGAUGAUGCAGUCCACUUUGGAUAUGAAACCCUUUAUGCCCUUCCACCAAGUGGACACGUCCUCUGCUGUGGGACUCUUCCCUAAUUUUAACACGAUGGAUCCCGUCCAGAAAGCUGUAAUAAACCACACGUUUGGGGUCUCCAUCCCUCCGAAGAAAAAACAGGUGAUUUCCUGUAACAUCUGUCAACUCCGCUUCAACUCAGAUAGCCAAGCCGAGGCGCACUACAAAGGCACUAAACAUGCCAAGAAGCUCAAAGCACAGGAGAACACCAAGAAUAAGCCGCCCAAGAGUUCCCUUCCACCUCCUCCUCUUCCUCCUUCCCUGGACAGUGCAAAGACAAUCACCACCACCACCUCCACCAGCUUGACCAGCACUGUCACGGCCAGCAACUCUGACCAACCAGAACAAAUCGCAGUGCCUCCUAGCACGGCAGAUAAAACCUUGGCUUCUCCAAAUGCGUUCGUCCCCAUCAUCUCCAACUCCUCCUCCCUGGCAGCUUUAACAGCCAUGGCCGUCCUCAGUCCCUGUAAUCCCGUCCUGUGUGAUCCCACGCCUGCCAGCCCCCCAUCAGCUACACAAGUACAACUACAGGGGCCUGUUAUGAAGAGCAGUGGCAGCAGCAGCACCAAGCCUGGGCUCACGGCCUCAACCACUGCUACAGCAACUCAGCCCACGCCAGAGUCGGAGGACGAAAAAGCCAAAAAGCUCCUGUACUGUUCGCUUUGCAAAGUGGCCGUCAACUCUCUGUCGCAGCUGGAGGCCCACAACACAGGUUCUAAACACAAAACUAUGCUUGAGGCGAGGAACGGCGCAGGCCCAAUUAAGGCCUAUCCCAGACCAGGCUCCAAGCUCAAAGUCCAGGCCACCACCGUGCUGAAAGGCUCCGGACUGCAGAACAAGACGUUCCAUUGUGAGAUCUGUGACGUCCAUGUCAACUCAGAAAUACAGCUCAAACAGCACAUCUCCAGCAGAAGGCACAAGGACAGAGUGGCUGGGAAACCGAUGAAGCCCAAAUACAGCCCUUACAACAAACAGCAACGCAGCUCCACAGUCCUGGCCGCCAAGCUGGCUCUUCAGAAGGACCUGGUGAAGCCUAUCUCCCCUGCCGCAUUCCUCUCCAACCCCUUCUGCCCCACCACUGUCCCCUCCAUCGCCCUGCACCCGCGGCCCAACACUUCCAUCUUUCAGACUGCUGGCCUCCCAGGCUCCAUGAGCUCCAUGGGCUCCUUCCUCCGGGCUGCUCCAGGGCCCAUCCGGCCCACCACCGGCUCUAUACUUUUCGCCCCGUAUUAAUUCCUGGGUCGUGACACCAGGGUCGUGUUCAGUAGGCAGAGAAUGGAAGAAAAUGGCAGAAACUGAGUGAAACGGGGAGGUACUAUCUGAGCUCGUCCACUAAUUAAUGCUUGUUUUUAUCUCCCGUUUUCGCUACGGUGUGCCCUAAUGGACACAACCCUGUAUAACGGUAUGGAGCCAGGGAGCCAGAAGUAACACAAAGGGGAUACUGACAUGAGUUGACAAACAGGUGACCUCUGACCACGUGGAACAGUGAGUGGAUGACGUCCUACUACAGACAGUACCUCCCCGGUGCACUGAACUGAGAGGACUACUACACUGCGAAGCUUGAACGAACAACAGUGUAUUUAUUUGAUUGAACUUGUUUAACUUUGCCUGUCUGCGUGCGUUGCCCUGAAGCAUGAAGUACAGAGGUACAGUGGGCUCGCUAAGACCACUGAGGGUCUAAGUAUUGGAUUCUUGUGUAAUAAUAAAGAGCAUCAAACUGCUUCCUGAAUGACUUGAAUUACCAUAGUCUUCCUAUUUGAUUAAAUUAAUGGACAGCUACAUGUGUAUGACAGUGUUCAUCAUAACAGCCCCCAGACAGAAGGACAGUCAUACCUGGUUACACUAUAUGGCCAACCUGAACCGCACUGGGCUGGCUUGCAUAUUUUUUUCUCACAUUGUCCUUUCCAGCACGGUUUAAGCAACUACAGGGGAUGUGGAAUCAGAUCAGAGCAGUUCAGCUUGGCUCCGCUUGGUCUGGCCCAGUAGUGUGAAAAGGGUAUCAUUGCACAUUUUCAGUUGUUGCUUGAUGUCAUGAGUCAUGGACUGUAUGUUAACACUGUAAUGCAGUUUUGACCUCUGUUCUGUCCUGGAUUGUGUAAGGCAAAAAGCUGAAUCUCUGUUAUGAUCAUCAAAUAGUCUGGCUUCAAUUUACAGUAGAUAGCCAUAGUAUUGUUUAGUAACAGUGUUCUAAUUUCCUCCACUUCAGAGAGAGAAACCAUUCUCUUGGUUUCUCAGUAAGAGACAGAUUUUAACUUGAGAUAGAUGUAUGUCAAUGGGAGACUUCAAGUCUGUUCAAGAACAUUUUAGUUAAAGCUCAAACACACUGGUAGGAUUGUCAAACGUUUGCCUGCCAAUAUAUUUUGUGUUCACACAGCAAAGACCUUGAAGUCGUCAGCCACUCAGCCUUGUUAAAGUACUCCAAACCAGAAGAUGGCAGUAGUAUUGUUUGGCAAUGCAUGUCCAUGUGUGUUGCUUAUGGUCUAGAUUCCAAUGUUAGCUGCUGCGCUAAUGUUGCUAUUUUGUAGAAAGCCCUUGUUGAUAUUAGCCAGAUGGCCACAGCUAGAUAACUACCUAGCAAGAUGACGAAGAAACCAUAAUCCCAUACUGUAGGGAGUCCAAUCAAAACGCAUAUUUUGACCAAUGGGUAAAAUAAUAUGUUAAUUGUUUAUAUAAUCCUCAAAACAAAAACAAACAAUGGUCCAAACCUCAUGUCUCUAUCAUAAUCCGUACAAAAUUUAUUGGAGAUUUUAUCCUUGUAGGAUGGUUCAAAUUAGGCCGACUAAAUCAAUGGAAGCCAGAGAAAAAAGGGGUCAAAAAUCAGGAAAAUAGCAUUGCGUCAGCUAGGCUGGAUGCUGUGCAAGAAUUAAGGCUACCUGACAGGUUCACCGUGGAACUCGUCAUCUUUCUUAUCCAAUCCGGAGGACGUAAAACAAUACAGAGGUAAGAUGGAUAUCGAUUUUGAGACAUGACAAGUAGUAUUUUCAUAUUUUAGUAUACACUGUUCCUCUGUAGCUCACUUGGUAGAG
This is a messenger RNA of Coregonus clupeaformis (lake whitefish), 3592 nucleotides long. Its product is annotated as zinc finger protein 385B-like. Gene Ontology annotation, molecular function: zinc ion binding; nucleic acid binding. The coding region runs from base 87 to 1799 and encodes 570 amino acids. The transcript is spliced from 9 exons. The record is from RefSeq and is a predicted model, not a curated record. Gene Ontology annotation, cellular component: nucleus. Lineage: Eukaryota; Metazoa; Chordata; Actinopteri; Salmoniformes; Salmonidae.